Megalobrama amblycephala (Wuchang bream) is the source of this 3452-nucleotide messenger RNA. It is a transcript of the gene coro2ab, whose product is annotated as coronin 2Ab. Bases 1133 to 2617 code for a protein of 494 amino acids. NCBI's taxonomy places the organism in Eukaryota, Metazoa, Chordata, Actinopteri, Cypriniformes, Xenocyprididae. Gene Ontology annotation, biological process: actin filament organization. The transcript is spliced from 11 exons. Gene Ontology annotation, molecular function: actin filament binding. The record is from RefSeq and is a predicted model, not a curated record.
GGAUUUUGAACUGAAACUUCACACACACAUUCUGGAGACACCAGAGACUGAUAUUACAUCUUGUGAAAGGGGUGUUGGUCUCCUUUAAAACACUUUUUUUUUCUUACUGCUGAAUAUUAGAUUACUUUCUGUGAAAUCUGUUUUCUCACAACAACAAAACAUUUAUCUUGACUUCAUCUAGUUAUUUUGUGUUAUUUUUAUUUUGUGAAGCUCCAAGGAUGCAACGAUCAAAACGAAUGAGAUCCAAUGAAUUCAUAUGAAUUCUGAAUUGUAAAAUGUUUACGAAUUGCAUUGAGUUCAUGUUGAAAAGACUUCCCUUGUUCUGCGGAAAGCAAAAGACGAUAUUUUGAGAACUGACACAAGAGCAAAUGAUGUCAUGGUGUUUUUUGAACUGUGGUCUCGAACUCUGAAGCUGAUUAUUUCUAGUUAAUGACCCUGACGCACCGUUUCAGUGCAAAGAUGUCUAACAACGUGUGUACUCUCUGUAGAUUAUUGUUCAGCGUGAUUCUUGAAUCGUGUGACGCGUGAGUCUUUAAUGAGGUCUAAAGGUUUUUCAAGGGGAUGAGUUUGAACAGAAGCCUUUAAAACGUCAAAGGUUUUUUUGGUAGUAGGCCUAAAUGUAGGUUGGAUUAGAUUUCAUUUAAUUGUAUUUUAGGCCUAACUGGUUUAAAUGCGCUGGUGAUGAUUGUGGAAAAUGCUGAACAAUGUUUGGGUUCAGUGGACUGAAUAAUGUGAGUUCAGCGGCUGACGGACGGCGUCAUUGACACUGACUUGAGUUUAGACUGGCCUGAGAUCUGCGUGUCGUGAUGGAGAAAGUUGUGCGAGCGUGAGAAUGGCUGUUCAGGUUAAAUGUCAGAUGUUUGGUCUUGUAACAGCUUGUAAAGCAAUCUCCCUACAGCAUUAAAGAUUCAUCCUCCAAAUUUGUAGGAUUUUCAAUGAUUCAUGAGUUGGAAAAAUCCUUAAUGUGACGUUGAUCUUCAGCCAAAAUAUCAUUGUUUCGACCAAACACACACUGGGAGGAACAAAACCACAGUGCUGAACGACAUGAUGAAUAUUUCAACACAGCACCACUUCCUCAUCCACACACACAUCCCGUCUCAUUGUGUGUGUGUGUGUGUGUGUGUGUUUUCAGAUGUCCCAGCGUUACUCCCGUGUGACGUUUCAUCAUGUGAUCGGGAAGGCGGCGGUUAAGGGGCGGUGCUACCGUGGGCUGUCAAUCACACGCAGCGUCCAGGACAACCAGUUCUGUGCUGUCAAUCCACGAUUCAUCGCCGUGGUGACAGAGUGUACAGGAGGCGGGGCCUUCAUUGUCAUUUCUGUCCGUCAUACGGGCCGUGUGAGUCCUCUGCAUCCGCGUGUGUGCGGUCACAGCGCUCGAGUGCUGGACGUCAAGUGGGACCCGUUUAACGACCUGCGCAUCGCGUCCUGUUCGGAGGACUGUACGGUGAAGGUGUGGAACAUCCCUCCGAACGGACUGAAGUCCGACCUGACGUCGCCCAGUCAGGAUCUGCUCGCUCACGGCCGCAGGGUGUCGCUCAUCGAGUGGCAUCCAACCGCCAGAGACCUGCUGCUAAGCUCCGCCUACGACUGCAAAGUGUUUGUGUGGCGUUUAGACGCACCGGAGGUGCCGGUGUGUGUGAUAAACACACACUCUGAGCUGGUGGUUUGUUUGAGUUUUAAUGCAGAUGGAAGUCUGUUGGCCACGGCCUGCAAAGACAAGAAGAUCCGAAUCAUCGAGCCGCGGACUGGACGAGUGCUGCAGGAGUCUUGCUGUGGCUCUCGUAAAGUGUCCAAGAUCCUGUUCCUGUGGGAUCUGAAGAUGCUGGUGUCCACGGGAAACUCUUGCUGGAACCAGAGACAGUUUGCCCUGUGGGAUCUGGAGGAUCUGUCCGAGCCAUUACUGGAGGAGGAUUUGGAUGGAGGUUCGGGGGUCAUUUUCCCGUUUUAUGACGCCGACACACACAUGCUGUAUCUGGCUGGAAAGGGCGAUGGUAACAUUCGCUAUUAUGAGGUCAGUGCGGUGAAACCCUACAUUCACUUCCUGUCUGAAUAUCGCUCUCCGUCCCCUCAGAGAGGCUUGGGUGUGAUGCCCAAGCGUGGCUUGAACAUCAGCGUGUGCGAGGUGUUCCGGUUCUACAGGCUGCUCACCGUCAAAGACCUGCUGGAGCCGCUGAGCUUCUGUGUGCCGCGGAAGCAGUCUGAGGGUUUUCAUGCGGAUAUUUAUCCCAUGACAGCAGCCAAUGAACCAGCCAUGACUGCAGACGAGUGGCUGAUGGGGCAGAACAAAGGGCCGCUACUGAUGUCUCUGAGACCUGGAGCUGAAGCGCUCGACACCAGCCCAACUGAAACAGAGACUCCAGCCAAUCAGGACACAGAAUACCCUCCUGACAUCAUCGCAGACUUGCAGGACUGGACGGAGGACGACACCCAAAGCCAUGACUGGAUCUCCUCACGCACAUGCUGCGAUCUGAACCGGACCGGACCCUCGGAGGUGUCGCUUCACCAGCGGGAGGAAACUCAAGAUCUGCAGGAGCAACUCAAGCAGAGAGAUGAUAAAAUACGAGAACUGGAGCUGGAGCUGAAGAACAUGCGCAACCACAUGAGAGCGUCCUUCUGACGGCAGCCAAUCACAGCACAGACUGCCAAUCACAGCAGCCAAUCAAAGAAGAGAAUGUGGAAAACAUUGAGUCCUAUGAACUGUUGUGAGGAAUCGUCUGUGUAAAUACGGUUCAUGUUGAUUCAUUAUAUAUUUGUAAGAUAUUUAUUUUUGGACUGAAUUAUUAGUUCACAACAAGGACUAUAAUGAUAAUGAUAUAAAUAACUAUAAUGAUAAGAUUUUAACAAUUGCUUUCUCUUAGAGAAUGGUCAAUUCCACUGCACAGCUGUAACGAAAACGACACAGAGGAAUGAUAUUGUCGAAAUACAUUUCAAAGCAAUUUUUUAGGAUAAAAACAUUGACAGCCAAUCAGAAAUCCAUCCUGCUUUGAAGAGCUGGGUCACACAAAUUUUGGAAUCUUAAAAUUUUGGAAUUUUGGAAAAAAGAGAAGGUAUUUACGACUUUUUAAUCUCACGUUUCUGACUUUCUCUCACAAUUCUUUGAACUUGACUAUAUUACUCACAAUUUCACGUUUAUUUCUCAAGUUUAUAUCUAAACUUGCAAUUGCGAUUAUCAAAAGUCAGAAUUCUUGUAUAUAAACUUGUGAUUACAAGAAAUAAAGUCAAUAUUGCAAAAUAAACUUGUAAUUGGUGAGAAAUAAAGUCAAAAUUGCACAAUAAACUUGUAAUUACAAGAAAUAGAGUCAAAAUUGUGAAAUAAACUUGAAAUUAUAAGAAAUAAAGUCAGAAAUGUGAAAUAUACUCAAUUACAAGAAAGAGUGGGAAAAAUAUAAUAUACUCAUAAUUACAAGAAAUAAAAUCAUAAUUUGUGAAAUAAACUCAAUUACAAGAAAUUA